CAAAAAAAAAAAAGCCUUAUUUAUUAUCAUUUUCCCCACUGUUGGCAUGGCAACACAGGCGUACAUUACGGAAUUACAGGCAGCCCCGCAACAGCCGCAGCAGCAGCAACAGUCACAGCAACAGCCAGCAGCAACGGCGGCUACGGCGGCCCCUGUGGCGGCGGCUCAGCAACAGUAUGUGGCCGAACUGCAAAGUGCGCAGCAGCAACAGCCUGCUCCGAAACAGUAUGUCUCGGAAAUCCCGCCUCCCCAGGCACAGGCUCCGCCCACGGGACAGCAAACGCCGGCGCCGGCCCCCCAGCAAUAUAUUGUGGUGACCGUCUCUGAAGGCUCCAUGCGGCCCAGCGACACAGUGUCAGAGACCAGCCCGGGCUCCACCGCCACACAGUCAGGGGUGCCGACGCAGGUGGUCCAGCAAGUCCAGGCAACGCAGCAGAGGUUGCUGGUCCAAGCCAGUGUGCAGACCAAGGCAGGGACGGUCUCCCCUCUGCAGCUCACAGGUGUUCAAGUACCCCAGCAGCGACUGGUGGUGCAGAGUACUUCACAAGCUAGUAAAGGAGGAGCGGUCACCCUGGCCGUCCACGGUGUGCAGCAGGUCCACUCUUCACCUGAGCGCUCUCCCGUGCAGAACAGCAGCUCUUCAGCCAAACCAGGACAAGUACAGCAGCUCCAGGUCCACGGAGUCCAGCAAGUGCCUGUUGCUCAAGAGAGAUCCGUAGUGCAGACGACGCCCUCGGUCCCCAAAGCCGGCACGGUGCAACAGCUAGCGGUGCAAGGACUCCAGCAGGUUCAUGUUACUCAAGAGGUCCAGCAGCUCCAGCAAGUCCCGGUGCAGCACGUCUAUCCCAAUCAAGUGCAGUACGUGGAAGGAGGCGAUGCCAGCUAUGCAGCGAGUACCAUACGCUCCAACACUUACCCCUACACAGAGACCCCGCUCUACACUCAGAACACGGGAGCCAGCUACUAUGAGUCUCAGACCACCCCGACACAAGUGUCCACCCCAGCCACCUCCCAGACGGUGGCCAGCAGCGGGUCAGUGCCCAUGUAUGUCUCCAGCGGGCAAAUCAUAGCCAACCCGAGCGGGGGCGGCAAUACCGUAGCCAGCGGAGGAGGCGGCGGCGGCAGCAGCAGCAGCAGUGGAGGAAGCAGUGGCGGCAGCAGUACAGGGACCUACGUGAUCCAAGGGGGUUACAUGCUGGGAAGUUCGAGCCAGUCUUACUCACACACCACCCGUGCCUCCCCAGCAACCGUCCAAUGGCUCCUGGAUAACUACGAGACCGCGGAAGGGGUGAGUCUUCCUCGGAGCACCUUGUACUGCCAUUACCUGCUGCACUGUCAGGAGCAAAAGCUGGAACCGGUCAAUGCCGCCUCCUUCGGCAAGCUGAUCCGCUCAGUGUUCAUGGGACUCCGCACCCGUCGGCUUGGAACCAGAGGAAACUCCAAGUACCACUACUACGGGCUGCGCAUCAAAGCCAACUCCCCGCUGCUCCGGCUCAUGGAGGACCAGCAGCACCUGGCCAUGAGGCAGCAGCCCUUUUCUCAGAAGCAAAGGCUGAAGCCCAUUCAGAAGAUGGAGGGCAUGACCAACGGAGUGGCCGUGGGGCAGCAGCAGGCCACGGGGCUGUCUGACAUCAGUGCCCAGGUGCAGCAGUACCAGCAGUUCCUGGAUCCCUCCCGCAGCCUGCCUGACUUUGCGGAGUUGGAUCUGCAAGGGAAGACCCUCCCUGAGGGCAUCGGGGCGGAGGACGUGAAAGCCUUCCAGCUGCUCUACCGGGAGCAUUGCGAGGCUGUUGUUGACGUGAUGAUCAACCUCCAGUUCACACUGGUAGAGACGCUCUGGAAGACUUUCUGGAGGUACAACAUGAACCAGCCGAGCGAAGCCAGCAAUAUCGUCGUCCACGAUGAAGCGGAGAAGCGUCUCCCCAAGAGCUGCUUGGUGACCCUGUCCAAGUACGAGCCGGUCCUCAAAUGGACGAAGGACUGCGACAACUUGCUGUACCAGGGGCUGGUCGAGGUCCUGAUCCCAGAUGUGCUCCGGCCCAUUCCGAGUGCCUUGACGCAAGCAAUCCGAAAUUUUGCAAAAAGUUUGGAGAGCUGGCUGACUAAUGCCAUGAUGAAUAUUCCAGAAGAGAUGGUCCGCGUGAAGGUGGCGGCAGCAAGUGCCUUUGCCCAGACGCUGAGGCGUUACACCUCCCUGAACCACCUUGCCCAGGCUGCCCGGGCGGUCUUACAGAACACAGCCCAGAUCAAUCAGAUGCUGAGCGAUCUCAACCGGGUAGAUUUUGCCAAUGUCCAGGAGCAGGCCUCGUGGGUGUGCCGGUGCGAGGACCGUGUGGUGCAGCGCCUCGAGCAGGACUUCAAGAUGACCCUGCAGCAGCAGAACUCCCUGGAGCAGUGGGCCGUGUGGCUGGACGGCGUGGUCAGCCAGGUCCUGAAGCCCUACCACGGCAGCCCCAGCUUCCCCAAAGCCGCCAAACUCUUCCUCCUCAAGUGGUCCUUCUACAGCUCCAUGGUCAUUCGGGACCUGACCCUGCGGAGCGCGGCCAGCUUCGGCUCUUUCCAUCUCAUCCGCCUCCUCUACGAUGAGUACAUGUACUACCUGAUAGAGCACCGUGUGGCUCAGGCCAAGGGCGAGACCCCGAUAGCAGUCAUGGGAGAGUUCGCGAACCUGGCGAGUUCUUUGAACCCCCUGGACCCAGACAAAGACGAAGAGGAGGAAGAGGAAGAAGAGAGCGACGAGGAGAUGCCCCAAGAGCUCUCGCUCAGCUCCGCCGAGUCCAGCAGCCUCACCGCGGAGCCUAUGGAGCCCCCUUCAAAGCUGGCGCGGGCAGACUCACGGGGCAUCUUCGUGCAAGCGCUGCCCUCCAGCUAGAGCAGCCAGGGAGGGAUGGACUGAACCCAUGGCCGGCAGGAAGCCGGGAUGCACCUUGCGCCGCCGCUCUGUGAUAAAAGAUGAGCUGUCCCGUCUCCUAGUGGUAUGCGACGCGCUUUCAUUUCU
This is a messenger RNA of Euleptes europaea (tarantolino), 2998 nucleotides long. RefSeq names its product regulatory factor X1 (gene RFX1). The transcript has 20 exons. Bases 47 to 2872 code for a protein of 941 amino acids. The record is from RefSeq and is a predicted model, not a curated record. Gene Ontology annotation, cellular component: nucleus. Gene Ontology annotation, biological process: regulation of transcription by RNA polymerase II. NCBI's taxonomy places the organism in Eukaryota, Metazoa, Chordata, Lepidosauria, Squamata, Sphaerodactylidae. Gene Ontology annotation, molecular function: DNA-binding transcription factor activity, RNA polymerase II-specific; RNA polymerase II cis-regulatory region sequence-specific DNA binding.